Messenger RNA from Clonostachys rhizophaga, 726 nucleotides. Lineage: Eukaryota; Fungi; Ascomycota; Sordariomycetes; Hypocreales; Bionectriaceae. The record is from the annotation of a GenBank genome assembly.
GCCGCCUUGGGCAUUGUCGGACUCGUCCUGCUUGCCGGCUCCCUCCUCCUGCUCUGGUUCGUCAUUCUCUCCGGCCUGACCGACCGCGUUCCUCUCAACCUCGUCUACUUCUUGCGCGCCGACACCUCGGGCAUUACCGGCGCUCGCGACGUCACCCAAUGGACCUACUUCUUCUUCUGCGGCCAGGACAACAAUGACUGCGGCAUCGCUCGUCCUGCGCCUGCCUUUGGCAAGGCCUGGGAUAGCAACGCCGCCAACGUCCCCAGCGCGCUUGAAGGCCCCCACGGCGACAACACCACCUCCAAGACCUACUUCUACCUCUGGCGCUUUGGCUGGGUCUUCUUCCUCAUCUCCCUGUUCUUCCAGGUCCUCGCCCUCUUCUCCGGCCUGCUUGCCUGCUGCGGUCGCCUCGGCGCCGCCAUCGCCUCUUCUUUGACCUUCUUCGCUCUUGCUGCGCACACCGUCGCUGCGGCUCUCAUGACCGCCACUUUCGUCAAGGCCCGAGAUGCAUUUAAAGCCGACGGCCGCGAUGCUAGCAUUGGCAGGUAUGCUUUCGGCUUCGUCUGGGCCUCGUGGUUCCUCCUUUUCCUCGCCCUCGUCAUCUUCUGCAGCGGCACCCGCAAGACCGACCACGUCUCCUCCGGACGUCGCUGGGGCCGCCAACGCAGCCAGCGCAGCGUGCGUCGCUCCUACGACGGCCACCGUGUCAAGGACGACUACUCUUAG